AUGCCUUCACCACUGGCAGACCCCGUAAAGCUGCCCUGCGGCUUGGUCCUGCCGAACAGGCUGUCCAAGGCCGCAAUGGCCGAGCAAAUGGCCAAAACCAACCAGCCCAACGAUACACUCCUCGACGUGUACGAGAAAUGGUCGCAAGGCGGCUGGGGCAGCAUUCUCACCGGUAAUGUCCAAGUCGAUGUGAACCACAUGGGCACCCCUUACGACGCCGCCAUCCACGCCGAGUACACCGGCGACGCAGCAGUUAUCGCGCAGUGGAAGAAAUACGCGUCUACCUGCCAGAAGCACGGCACCCCGAGCAUCGUGCAGAUCUGCCACCCGGGACGGCAGUCAUUCCGGGGCGCCGGAAAGCGCGGCCUGUUCGCAGCGCCGAUUGCGCCCAGCGCGGUGCCGAUGAACGUUGGCAACGGUCUACUCGAUCGAGUUAUUGCAGCCGUGGCGUGGACUAGUCCCCGUGAGAUGACGCGCGGGGAAAUCGAGACUGUUAUCCGGCAGUUUGUUGAUACGGCGCGGUUGAUGGCGGAUGCGGGCUUCUCGGGUGUCGAGUUGCAUGGCGCGCAUGGGUAUUUGCUUGAUCAAUUCCUCAGCAGCAAGACCAACCUCCGCACAGAUGAGUACGGCGGCACCCCGGCCAAACGCGCCCGCUUCGUCCUCGACAUCCUAUCCGAAACCCGCAAAGUAGUCCCAUCCACCUUUGCAAUCGGCAUCAAGCUCAACUCCGCCGACCACAGCUCCGCCACCUUCGAAGAAACCAUGACUCAACUCUCCCUUCUCGUCGACGCAGGUAUCGACUUCCUUGAAAUUAGCGGCGGCACUUACGAAGACCCCAAGAUGAUGGGCUACCCCAAGAACUCGCCCAGCGUGCAGCCCAAGUCCGAGCGGACCGCCGCCCGCGAGGCCUUCUUCCUCGACUUUGCGCACACCGUGCGGGAGCGGCAUCCUGGGUUGGUGCUUAUGCUGACGGGCGGGUUCCGCACACGCGCGGGCGCGGAAGCGGCUAUCCGGGAUGGCGCAUGCGAUCUGGUGGGAAUUGGGCGGCCGGCGGCGAUUGAGCCUAAGUUCCCGCUGGUGCUGUUGGAUGAGGGGGUUCCUGAUGAGCAGGCGGUGCUUUUGCUGGAGAAGGCCCCUGUACCGUGGCUUGGGCGGUGGUUGCCGAGGAAUCUUGUUGGGGCUGGGGCUGAAACUUCGUACUAUGCGGGCCAGAUUCUGCGCCUGGCGAAGGGGUUGGCGACGUAUGCGCCUGCUUUGUGA
Molecule: messenger RNA, 1260 nt
Organism: Penicillium canariense
Lineage: Eukaryota; Fungi; Ascomycota; Eurotiomycetes; Eurotiales; Aspergillaceae
Product: NADH:flavin oxidoreductase/NADH oxidase family protein
Exons: 6
Coding region: 1-1260 (419 amino acids)
Molecular function (GO): FMN binding; oxidoreductase activity
Source: RefSeq, a predicted model, not a curated record